Messenger RNA from Phalaenopsis equestris, 2100 nucleotides. Its product is annotated as pentatricopeptide repeat-containing protein At4g25270, chloroplastic. Gene Ontology annotation, biological process: RNA modification. Lineage: Eukaryota; Viridiplantae; Streptophyta; Magnoliopsida; Asparagales; Orchidaceae. The transcript has a single exon. Gene Ontology annotation, molecular function: protein binding; RNA binding. The record is from RefSeq and is a predicted model, not a curated record. The coding region runs from base 266 to 1882 and encodes 538 amino acids.
CGAAACUCGUCAAGCUGCUUCAGAGGGAAGUUCAGUAAACUAUACUGAAGAUGCCAAUGCUAGGGAAUAUGAAAUGAGAACUUGUGUUGCUCUGUAUUCAACCAGGACUAAUCCAAGGCGAACGCAGAAGAUGGUGGGGGAUUAGAUAGCGCCAUAGUCAUUGGGAAAAAUUCAAACUUUUCUACCCUAUACUACCACGGACCUGGACCAGAGAAGCCAAGAUUAAAUCUUGAUUGAAAAAUGAGGAGCAGCUUCAUCUGCUAGCAUGAAUCUCCUCCAUCUUCGCCCUUCUCCGGCUGCCAUCUUCCCUCCCUCUGCACUCCACCGCAUCUAUCUCAAAGCGAAGAGAAAAAAAACCAAAACGCAGCAACUCAAAUUCCACCAGAGAGCCGAUGGCGUUGUUCCCAUUGCGAGCUUACCCUAUCCGAAGUCAUCUCCCACCCCUCUCCUCAUAUCCGAGACGUCCACCUCCCUUACCACCGAAGAAGCCCUCGAGCGCAUAUUUCUCAACCUGCACUCCGCUCUCGCUGGAGGUAUCCACAUUGAACCCUCCACUUUCUCCUCCCUCCUGGAGCUCUGCUUCCGCAUCGAUCCUUCCCAGCGCCGAGCAGCCGCUCUGCACCGCCUCAUCCCGGCCUCCCUUCUCCAUUCUAGCGCCAACAUCUCCUCUAAGUUGAUUCGUCUCUACGCAUCCAGCGGCCUUGUAGAGAAAGCCCACAACCUCUUCGACAACUUGCCCCCCAGUCAUAAAACCGCAGCUUUCCCCUGGAACGCUCUCAUUUCCGGCUACGCAGACAUCGGUCUUCACGAGGAUGCUAUGGCACUCUACCAUCAGAUGGAGGAAGAAGGUGUCGAGCCGGACCGAUUUACUUUCCCUCGUGUCAUCAAAGCAUGCGCUAGUAUCGGAUCCAUCCCUCAUGGCGAGUCUGUACAUCGCCACCUCGUACGCUCCGGUUUCGCCACCGAACCUUUCGCGCUCAACGCGCUCGUCGACAUGUAUGCCAAGUGCGGUGACAUUGCCCGCGCCCGCCGUAUCUUCGAUCAGAUCCUCGAUCGGGAUCCCGUCGCCUGGAACUCCAUGAUUAACGGGUACAUCCGCCAUGGCUUAUUUGCGGAGGCCAUUGAAACGUGCAGAAGAAUGCUAGUUGGUGGUCUUGAGUUAGAUACUGUGACCAUCUCCUCGUUGCUUGCUGGUUGUGCUUCUUCGAAGUGCAACAUGGGUCUGGAGAUCCAUGGCUGGAUCCUCCGCCGCGGGCUUCUGCUGGGUGUAUCUGUAGCCAACUCUUUGAUCACUAUGUACUCUAUGCUCGGCCAAUUAGACCGUGCGAAGUUCAUUUUCAGUACCAUGCCGGAGAAGGAUUUGGUCUCCUGGAAUGCCAUUAUUUCUGCCAGCAGAAGAGACCGGCGGGUGCUCAGUAUAUUCCGGCAGAUGGAGGAUUCAGGUGUGUCGCCAGACGGCAUAACGUUUGUAUCAUUGCUCUCGGCCUGUGCUAAUUUGGGCCUUGUUGAAGAUGGCCGGAAACUGUUUGCUGAAAUGCAUGUGAGACAUGGCAUAAAGCCUGGCAUGGAGCAUUACGGGUGCAUGGUGAACUUGCUUGGAAGGGCGGGGCUUGUUGAGGAGGCCUACGAGCUUGUGUCAAGGAUGAUGCCGUUUGACGGUGGUCCGACGGUCUGGGGGUCGCUGCUUUUUGCUUGCUCUGUGCAUGGCAAUGUUAGCAUAGGAGAGAUAGCAGCUGAGCGAUUGUUCGAGCUGGAACCAGACAAUGAGCACAAUUUUGAGCUUCUCAGGAGGAUAUAUAGAGAUGCAGGGAGGCUAGAAGAUGUUGACAGAGUGGAGAAGUUGAUGAGAGCCAGAGGAUUGGAAUUUAGGCAAGUCUUUUAGAAAUUUUGGACUUGCGAUUCUCUUAAUGUUUAUUUUGUAAAUUUUAUGUUUAAUAAGAGUAAAUAGCUGUGUCAUUCAUAGCAAUUAAUCAUCUAGUUUUUAGUUUUGGUUAUACAAGCACUAAUAUAAACUAAUGUAUAUUGAAGUGGUUAUUGUGCAUUUAUCGGUGCCAUAGUGUUUGAGGGUGUAAUCUCCUACUGUGAGGUUGGGGGUUUGGA